Molecule: messenger RNA, 1569 nt
Organism: Laetiporus sulphureus 93-53
Lineage: Eukaryota; Fungi; Basidiomycota; Agaricomycetes; Polyporales; Laetiporaceae
Exons: 4
Coding region: 1-1569 (522 amino acids)
Biological process (GO): ribosomal small subunit biogenesis; maturation of SSU-rRNA
Cellular component (GO): preribosome, small subunit precursor
Molecular function (GO): RNA endonuclease activity
Source: RefSeq, a predicted model, not a curated record
AUGGCGAACCCAACGGCAAAACCGGCGUGCAAGCAUCUUGUCCUCGAUGCCGGCCCGUUGCUCUCACUCUCUCCCUUGCGAGGCCUCGCGGAGACCUACUACACUGUACCACAGGUCCUAGAUGAGUUGAAGGACAGGAACGCGCGGGAGCACUUCCAACAACUCGGGCUAUCGGCGGGUGUGCGAAUUGACGUUAGGGGGCCUGAUGCUGCUUCCCUUGCGUACGUGAUCGAGUUCGCGAAGAAAACAGGCGACUACUCAGUGCUCUCGCAUGCAGAUCUGUGCGUUCUGGCGCUAACAUACGCGCUGGAUGUGCAUGAAAGGGAGGCUGCGAAGAAAAUAGCUGAGGCUCCCAAGGCGCGUCUGGGACUUGUUGAUCCAGCGACGCCUGCUGCGCCAGAGCAAGCUACCCAGGAGUGCGAGGCCGAAGAACAUACUACAGUUAAUGAGGAUGAUGCUGCGAGGAAGGACGAGCCAGCCGUUGCAGAUGAGGAGGACGUUACUGAGCCUCCAGAAUCGGAGCCACCAUCCUCUGACGAGGGAGACGUGGGCCACCCGGAGGAAGAAGAUAAUUCAGUUGGUGAUGCGGAACUCGACAAUGAGCAGAAGAGGGGAUCUCCCGCUGUCGAGCUGCACCGCAUACAGGAGGUAAACGAGAACGCAGCUAGUCGGCAGACUGCACAUCCGCCGCUAGCUCCGUCUCCCGCCCCCAACGCUCAAGCCUCUCAAAAGCCAGAUCCUGCGACAAUCUAUGACGAUCCCUCUGAUGAAGAUGACGGAGAGGGCGAAUGGAUCACGCCAGCAAAUGCUGCACUGCAUAAGUCUCGUGCGCUGGAGCUCCUACCAUCUGCCGCCGACAUGGGGCGGAAGGGGAAGAGAGGAAAAACGGGAAAGCGGAAGGGCAAAGGUGGACCGAAGCAGGAGGAGGGGGUUGUGGUGGGAUGCAUGACAGCAGAUUUCGCCAUGCAGAACGUGCUGUUGCAGAUGGGGCUCGGGCUUGUUGGAGUGGAAGGGAAGCGGAUAGAACGGGUGAAGAGCUGGGUGUUGAGGUGCCAUGCAUGCUUCAAAAUAUGCAAAGACAAUUCAAGAAAAUUCUGCCCCUCCUGCGGGAAUCCAUCUCUCAUACGAGCAUCCGUGACCAUUUCCUCGCCAAAUGCAGGCCCAAACACGCCAGCAAUGCAAGUCCACCUCAAACCAAAUUUCGUGUACAGAACGCGCGGGACGAUCUACUCGAUCCCUGCGCCGAAGCCAGGCACCGCGAAGACCGGUCCCGGCGAUGGGCUCAUCCUGCGGGAGGACCAGCUCGCGUGGCAGCGCGCGAAGAAGCGGGCAGAUGGCAAGCGGGAGAGGGAGGAGAGGCGGCUUCUGAGAGCCGCGAGCCGGGGUGCGCGGAUGGGCGAGGGCGGCGCAGUGCUGGGUAGCUGGAUGGACCCGGAUUGGGUGCCUGAGAUUAUCAGUGCGGGUGCGGGCGGUCAAGGGAGGAGUAUGAGGAGCAGAGGGAUGGACGGGGAUAUGCCUGUCAUCGGGUACGGUAGGAAGAACCCCAACGAGAAGAGGAAAAGAAGAUGA